AUGAGCGUCGUCUCGUGGGCAUUACUGCAUCUGAGGGAGAUCUGGUCUGGUAAAGGCGCCUCCGUAGGAGACCAGAUCGCCGCGGCGAUGGCGGCAGCUGGAGGCCUGACGGCGGGGGACCGGAAGGUUCUGGCGGCGGUGAACUUGAGCGCGUCGACGCUGUCUCUCGUGGGCUCGGCAUUCAUCGUGCUUUGCUACCUUCUUUUUAAGGAACUCCGGAAAUUCUCCUUCACGCUCAUCUUCUUUCUCGCUCUCUCGGUGAGUUAUAUCUGAUUUCUUUUCCCCCUCUCUCUCCUCCUCGAUUUCUUUCCCGGACAACUGCGUUCCUCGAUUCUUACUUCCUGAAUCCUGCCGAUGAGCAUCCCAAUCUACUGUCGCUUCAAUCUAACUGUGUGCAAACUGUUGCGAUUAUAACUCGAUAUUCGUGAAUUAUGAAUUUUAUUUUAAAGUGGCCGCUUAGAUGAGCCUGUGAUGAGCACAUCUAUGAUUGUUGAAAAAAAAUCUGCGAUGUUUUUUUUUUGUUUGUCUGUUCAUACUUUCGUUGUUGAUGACUGGAUAUGUUUCUCAAUUGAGUUCGGUGACAAAUGGAGAAAGAGAUUGCGCUCUUAUUUCCCUGUAGCAGGCAUAAAUACUAUGUUGUACCUCAACAGCUCUAGUGAUCAUGUGAUUUGGCAGCUCAGUUUCCAUUCAUAAUGAUUUAGUUGCGGGAGGGUGUUUGAAUUCAGCGGGAACGGGCAUGUUUUUUCCUUACGACCAAACAGAUUGAUAAUUCAUGCAUAACGCAGCCAGGAUUUAGAUCCCUUUAGUGUCCCCAUGGUGGUCGUCAGUCUCAGUUCCAUGAGAUUUUCUUGGGAAUCUCACAUAUGAUUCUUGAUAAGUUAAUUCCAUUCAUUUCGGCCACUAUUUUCAUUUCUCUCGAUAAUAGAAUUCAAGUUUGUAUAGUAGAAACUGUUAUGAUUUCUCACAUACGCAAAAUUAGCAAUCCAAACAGUCUUAAGUUUUACCAAUCCGGAUAUGUUUAUAGUAAAAUAAGCUCUACUCAAUGUUGUUACUGGGAUUGUGAUAACUUAUUUGUAACUUUUUAUCUAUUAUAAUUCGUUCUUUAGGUGCUGAAGAAUCUUGGACUAUGUCGUCUUCUUUUGCUAUUGAUCUCUGUCUCACAUUAAAAAUUUGGCACUUCAUUUGCCUCUGUACUCUGAAAUAUGUAUAUAGUAAGAUUUUGAGUCUUACUUGAAUGUCUCCAUUCUGAUAAAGCUGUGUUCAUGGUGCAGGACAUGCUUUACAGUUUCUUCACAAUAGUCGGGUAUGUCUUUGCUUAUUAAAUUUUCUGGGUGAAUACAGUUUUUUCAAUAUUUAAGUUCAUAAGCAGUACAAAAGAAUAAUAGAAAACUGGUUUACUAGAUGGAUGUGUCUCGUUCUUGGCAUGAAAUGUUUCCUCCAUUGCAGAAAUUUCACGCUUAGUUGUUCUUUAUUAUCUAAAUCAUAGUUCACAUAAUAAAAGGGGGAAUAUUACAUUCAUGCUUAGAGUUGAGAAAUUGGGAUGUCAAUAAAAAUUGGUUAAACAUUCAAAUGAGGGUGUUCCGUUGAUGUUGGCAUCUUGAAUAGGCGCUCAUGCAAUUUUGAAGAUCUUAACUCCUUUCUCUUGUUGCAGGGAUCCUUCAAAUGGAUUUUUUUGCUACGCUCAGGACUAUAGUGCACAUUUCUUCUGUGUAGCAUCUUUCCUGUGGACUACGACAAUUGCAUUCACUCUUCAUCGCACUGUUGUUAGACAUAAGACUGAUGUUGAAGAUUUGGGAUCACUUUUUCACUUGUAUGUUUGGGGUAGGCAUUGUGUGAUCUUAUUCCAUAUCAUACCUUCUUGGUUUUUCAUUAAAUUUAAUCAAUUGUAGGAUUCAUCCGGUUUUAAUGGGUUAUGAAUGCCUCUUUCUGUAAUUAGUUCACAGGAAUUUAAGAUAUCAUUAGAUGUUAAGCACAAGAUGAAGGUUAUUUCAAAGGAAAAAAAUAAAGAAACGUGCCAAAAGUGUACAUAAUAUGCUGACAACGAGAUACAUGAUUUCCUUCCAGACGAGUUCACUUGAAAUAGAGGAUGAUCAGAGCACUGUUGAUGUAGUUGACUGAAUCAUAUGGUCCUAAAAGAAGCUAGAAUAUCCAUAUUAUUCGCAAUAUUGGAAAUAAAAAGAAACCCUAUCACCAUCAUAUCCCAGAUGUCGACGCCCCUUAUUUCGUCAUCUUCUCUGAGAAGGCCCGUCAUCUUGGAAUCCGUCUUGUCAAAGGAUUUUGUGCGAUUAUUUGUAGUAUGAAAUGAGUCAAUCGUCCACUUUAGUAUCUUAUAGAACAAAAAUGGUGAUAUUUUUCUUCCAUCUAAGCUGUGAGAAACAUGAUAAUACACAUAAAAAUAGGCUGACCAGCAACGCACAUUACGUAGCAAUGGUGAUAUUUAUCUUUAUGCUUGGGUAAAUUUCAUGGAUAUCUUAAUAGCCUGUAGUCUGUGACAGGUGGUGGAAGAUGCACUAACGCCCAAGCCUCCAAAUAGGAGAAUACAGUCAACCCUUACUGGACCUUAGACAGUUUCUUCCAUAAUCAAAGACGAUGUUUAGUGUCUUCUUUCCGAAGCAGGAAUGUCCUCCGAUUCUUCAAUUGCUCUUCUUUUUCUUGAUUGCCUAAAGAGUCACAGCUGAUAAUGUAUAGUGAUGAUUCUCUACUGUCAUCCUGGUCUUGACCUCAGCUUGUCCUUAUCUUCUCUGUACUCCUGGGGGAUUCCAAGGACAGAUCAUGUCUGAGGGAUAAAUGAUCCAAUGAAUCCUCAUAUAAGCUACUGUAGGUUUAGAUAUCAUCUACAAAAAUGUCACGUCUCCCUAAUGAGACGUUCCACAAAAGAAUCCUGACCUUUAAUGAGGCUAUAGGACCCCAAACUCAGAGGAACUCACAUGGUGUGCAGUAUAUCCAUCUAUAAUGAUGCGAUAAGCUGAUUAAACUGUAAAUCCAUCAACCCUUUUUUUCCUUUUCCGUAGAUUUGCCUCUGACAUAAAUAAUGCUCUUGGUUCAACAAUGUUAAAUUGUGCUUGAUCUUGCCCAAUAGGUAUAUUUUCUUGAAGGUUCCUGCAAAACAUUGCUGCUUACCAUUGUACUCCCUCUGCCUGUUAUCUACUACUUAUGCCAAAGAAUUUUUUUGCCUUGGAUAUCGUAUUUACGUAGUUGUCAGUUUCUCGUUGGCAUGGUUUUGUAAUUCCAGUGAAAAAAAUUGUUUCUAAAAUACCAAAGUUUCUAUUGUUUAUUUUUCAGAUUUCGAUUUUCUAAUAUCUGUCAUGUUUUAAUAUGACUAAUAUUAACAACAUGAUGCUUUAAUUAUGAAGCGUUGGUUUUUAACAAACCUUCCUCAAUUCUUUAUUUAUGCAGGUACUUCACUGGCUAUGACCGUUGUACGCUCCAUUGGUAAUGAUUACGGACGCUUAGGGACAUGGUGUUGGACAGAAACGGCACGCACUGGAAAGGUAUGUAGAUCUAUUAUUCUGUAUGCGAAGGAAAUCUUAAUAAAUACCUUUUUCCACCCUUUAAAGAAGAAAUGCCUUGGGGGAUUCUGAGUUGAAGCAUGUUUUUAUUAUCAUUAUCUUUACGUUAAUGCUGCCAAAGGAAACUUCUGAUGAAUCCCUGAUUAUCCCGUGACAUUCCAAAAUUUUGAAUUAAUCAUCAUAGGAUCUCGACAAUGCUCUCAUUGAUUUCAUUUCAUAGAUUUCUUUGAAAUGUAUUUUGAGACUUCCAAUCAACAUAGAACCCAGAUUCUGCGUUUGUGUGACUGAUGACAUGAGGAAGGGGUCAAUGUGGAACGUAUCGAAGGUUGCCCUUUUCUUGGUGUUUCCAAGGCAGUAUCUCAUUAUAUAUUAGUUGUAUGCCAGAACGUAUCGAAUGUAUUCUUGGUGUUUCCAAGGCAGUAUCUCAUUAUCUAUCAUUAUCUGCGUUUUGAUUUGUUUUCUAGCAUUUAGGAAAAAAAGUUAUGGGCUGUGUUCAUGUUGAAUAUGUUUUAAGUUGAAAUUUUGCAUCAUUUGAUUGCAAGGCCAUCAAAUGGUGCUGUUCUUAACAAGUUAGAAAAGUCUAGCCUCCUAAAAUCCGGAACUCAGAUCAAUACUGAAUUGAUUUUAUUAAAUUUUAUGCAUUGAUUGACGAGAUGAGCAGUAUUUUUUGCUGUGUGGUUGAUGACACCUCUCAGGAACUAUCUUACAGUAUAUAUUGAAAUGCCCUCUCAGAGGUUUCAUAUUCAUGAAACCUUAGUUUUGGAACUGUCCUCACUCUACAUCUAAGGAAGCAAACUAGUCAAUUUGUAGAAUACAUGCCUUUGAAAAAUAUAUGGGUAAUUCAAUGUAGAUUGGAUUUUAAUAGUAUUGCCUUUUUUUACGCAUACAGCUUCUCGUCAAUAACAUUUGGGAAGAGGACUUCCCAUGCAUAGGUGAUUGAGUUGAAUAGUUGUCGGACAGUUGGAACGGUGGGUAGGCCGGCGUAAAUGACAUUUUAUUUCUAGCUUCUACAUUUCAAACUUUAUUCUUUUAUUUUUUUUUAAAGAUAAGUGGGAAAUUUUGAGAGAAAAUGUUAUCUAAUCCAUGUAACAUUCAAAUUAGGUUCAUUGUUCUGGACCCAUGUGCUCAAGUUUCUACGGUCUUUUGUUAUUGCAGGCAAUUCACUUCAUAACAUUUUAUAUUCCGCUAUGGGGUGCAAUUCUAUACAAUGGAAUUACGUACUUCCAAGUGAUUCGCACGCUAAAGAAUCUGACACAGGUAUGGGCUCUGCUAAGUAUGGCACAACGAUAUGUAACUAAACAUGGUGAUUUAUUUCUGGAAAUGGUGACUUUCAAUAUUUGACCGAAUGGUGAUUUAUUUCUGGAAAUGUUUUCCAGUUUUAGUGAGUAUAAUUUUCAGAAAACUGAGAUACUAAAAAUGCUAAUUCCUGGGAGACUUCUUUUGUGCAGAUGGCAGUGGGAAUGUCCGACCAGUCAUAUCAAUUUGGCUCUCGGACUGACAUGAAGGUACGUGCUGGUUGUAACUCUCCUUCUUAGCACUGGGACCUUCAUACACUGAAUGAGCUUUCAUCAUUACUGAAUAUUCUAUGAUGUGGUAAUCAGACAAUGUUCCGUAAAUUGGAGUGUUGUUGGGAUAAAUAAAUAAAUAAAAAUGUAAAUAUUGAUAGAAUACUUAGAUACUACUCACAUAAUGCUACCCACCCGGGAUCUAACGAUUGUUCUACACUGCGAUCUUUGAGAAGCAGUUUGGUUACUACUGAGAUUCUUUUUUCGGAUCUCAUCUAGGAAAACUAAAAUGCUGCUUGUUUUGUUGUGAUGUACAACAUUCUUCUCUCUAUGUAGGCACUAAAACGCUGGGGUUAUUAUCCUUUGAUUCUGAUUGGAUCAUGGGCAUUUGGUACCAUCAACCGUGUCCAUGAUUUCAUUAAUCCAGGUCACAGACUCUUCUGGCUCUCAGUUCUGGAUGUUGGCCUUGCGGCCCUCAUGGUACGAUUUUCUUCAUCCGCCCUGCUUUCAUAAUUCUCUUCCUGUGGCUUGGAUUUACUGGAAGAGAACUGAGUGUAGAUCGUGCCUAAACACUGCUUUCAUAACCCCUUCAUCCCUCAUCCUCUUCAGGGGCUGUUCAAUUCCAUUGCUUAUGGGCUCAACUCCUCUGUCCGGCGCGCCAUCUCUGAACGACUCGAUCUGUAAGUUCCAGCUCACCAAGGCUCCUACUGAUCGCAGCGGUCCCAGCUCAAUCUCCCCACAAAUCUUUUCUCUGUAAAUAGUUAAAGAGCGAGUAACGCGUCUUCAUUGGUUGACCCCAGGUGUCUCCAGGAGAGCACCCGCCGGCGAUGGUUCCCAAAUCUGCCCAGCCGCCAAAGUCAGCAACAAGCAAGCGAGCUCGUUUCACUGAAAGUUGAAGCUCAGCAAUGA
Molecule: messenger RNA, 5923 nt
Organism: Spirodela intermedia
Lineage: Eukaryota; Viridiplantae; Streptophyta; Magnoliopsida; Alismatales; Araceae
Source: the annotation of a GenBank genome assembly